ACAAUCGCAGAUCAAAUACUUUCAGCGCGCCGCAUGCCCGCGUGUCUCAUCUAUAUGACGGCCUCAAACGUGAAAGUAGCGCUUGUCGUCGGCGCCUCACGAGGCAUCGGCAGACAGAUCGCCAUCGACUUGUCAAAGCACGGAUACGCAGUUGUUGUCGCUUCGAAAAGCACAUCUGAUGCGACAAAAGUACACCCAUUUCCUCCGGAUCCCAACUCGCAACAAUCGACAAUAAGCACUGUCGCGCGAGAGAUUCAGGAGAAUGGUGGAGAAGCGACAGCCAUUGCUUGCGACACGCGCGACUUUACGCAGAUCCAGCAAAUGGUGGACCAGACGAUCAAGAAGUACGGUAGACUGGACGUUCUUGUUUACAACAGUGGUGCCAUAUGGUGGAGCAGCGUCGAAAAAACGCCCAUGAAACGAUUCCAGCUUAUGCAGCAGGUUAAUGUGGAGGGCCUCUAUGGUACUGUACAGGCUGCGCUUCCACAUUUCCAGAAAAAUGAUUGGACUGGGAGAAUUAUAGUCAUCUCUCCGCCCAUUUACUCACGUUUCUUUCGGGGGAAGACGGCGUAUGCAAUGGGAAAAGUUGGGAUGAGUGUCCUUACCAAGGGCUUAGCGAUGGAUUGGGAGCGUGAAGGGAAAACAAACAUGGCCAUCACAAGUAUCUGGCCAGCAACGGCGAUUCAAUCAGCGGCUACAGAGAACCUUGCUCGGGAGCAAGCGAGCGAUUUGCGCAAGCCGACUAUAUUCAGUGACGCGAUUCUCGCCAUGCUUGCCGCCCCGGUGCAUGAAGUCAAUGGCUGCCUUGAACUUGACGAGGACUUUUUGCGCAAAAAGGGGUCGACUGAUUUUGAAAAGUACAACGUCGUGCCGGGAUCGAGUCCGCGAAGGAUUAUGCCGAUGGAGUUUCCUGAUCUCACUGUUAAGGAACAAGCUGAUGAAGGGAAUCGUAUGGAUAGUACAGCACUCCGAUCAAAGAUCUGA
Molecule: messenger RNA, 984 nt
Organism: Periconia digitata
Lineage: Eukaryota; Fungi; Ascomycota; Dothideomycetes; Pleosporales; Periconiaceae
Source: the annotation of a GenBank genome assembly